This is a messenger RNA of Labeo rohita (rohu), 2625 nucleotides long. RefSeq names its product phosphatidylinositol glycan anchor biosynthesis, class H (gene pigh). Gene Ontology annotation, cellular component: glycosylphosphatidylinositol-N-acetylglucosaminyltransferase (GPI-GnT) complex. Gene Ontology annotation, biological process: GPI anchor biosynthetic process. Lineage: Eukaryota; Metazoa; Chordata; Actinopteri; Cypriniformes; Cyprinidae. Bases 108 to 653 code for a protein of 181 amino acids. The transcript has 5 exons. The record is from RefSeq and is a predicted model, not a curated record.
ACGACAUACUGCACACGAAGAAGAUGCUGUUUGUUGUCAAAUGACUGUUAAACCAAAACUAUUUAAUCCUAAACGCUCAUUCAUAUAAUGUUCUAACGGUGAUCAACAUGGCCGAGGAAGAGUUCACAGACAUAAAUGGCAACUCGAUUUCUUUAGACUGCCAAACUCACUCUGCAUUCUGCAGAGAGUUUACUAUCACCUCUCCGAAACUGUCCUUGCGCAAGGUGAUGGUCUACACCUGCUUCAUAUGGUUAUUUGCUUAUGCUGUAUUUUUCUUCACCGAGAACACGACUGUCCUGUCGAGUGCCAUCAUCCUCACUCUGGCUGGGAUGAUGAUUCAUAUUCACUUCGUGAAGGUGGACCACGAGACCCUCCUCAUAAUCGGUUCCCUCGGUGUCCAGCUGUCUUCAUCUUACGCGUCUGGACGAGAAAGCACGAUCUUCAUUGAAAUGAGCAAGCUGAAAGACAUUGUCAUCAAUGAGGCUGUUUAUAUGCACAGCAUUAUAUACUAUCUGUGCAUUCUGAUCAAGGACCCGGCAGAUCCUGAGACGGUGAGCAGUGUUGUCCCUCUUUUCCAGAGUUCAAAGCCUCGGCUGAAUUGUUUGGUGCAAGUGUACAGAAGCUGUCAGGAGAUUCUAGCGCAGUCCAGAUGACGCCGAGAGUCUGUGAAACAAGAUAAAGAUUGGAAAACCCAAGAAUAAACCAUAAGCGUAUUAUUGGUAAUUUUGUAUUGUCACCCACGCUAAAUUUGUCUGUUACAUGUAGUGGUUUGUUAGAUAUAAUCUUAUUGGCUACAGUAGAUUUUAUUUAAAAACAAAAACGUUGUUUUAUGAUCAGACAUUUCAUAUUUGUUAGUCAUUUUAAACAUUUUUUUUUAUAUUAGUUAAAUACACUCCUGAUUUUGGAUAUUUAUUUAAAAUUUCUAGUAAAUGUUUUUCGUUAACACUUUACAUGAAGGUUCAUUAGUUAACUACAUUAAUUAACAUGAACUACGAAUGUACAAUACAUCUACAGCCUUUAUUAAUUUUAGUUAAUCAAACAAUAAACAACUAUUUUUAUUAACUAACAUUAACAAAGAUUAAUAAAUAGUGUAAUGUAUGUAUAGUUCAUUGUUCGUUCAUGUUAGUUAAUACAUUAACUAAUGUUAACAUAUGACGCCUUAUUGAAAAGUGUUGGUGUAAUUUUUAUAUUAAUAUUGCAAUGAAUAUAAAUGAUUGUUUUUUUCCUUCUGAUUCUGACCUGAAUUAGCCACUAGGGGGACAUGUGUGCCAAUUUUUUUGAUAAUUGGAAUGAAACCGCUUUGUUAUACUAUUAAUGAUUUUCUAUUUUAGUAUUUUAACUGUAUGACUUUUAAUCAGUCUUUUUGUUAUUAAUUUAUUUUUUCCUAUUAAAAAAUCAACGUGGAAAAAAUGAACAAUAAAACUUUUAAUAAAUUAUAAUACUCAUUUACUUGAUUAAUAAAAAUAAUACAUAAAAUUUUAUGUGUAAAAAAUAAAAAAUAAAAGUAAAAAGUAUGGUGAAUCAGUGUGUUAUUCAGCUUUUAAAACGGAUCUUUUUUGGCCACCAUUGUUGUAGAUCACUUGAGGGAUUAUGCUAAUCCAUCUCAUUUACUUUUUGUUGGGUCAGCAUUUAAUUGUGUUCCUGCUUUUGUCAAGAUGUCUUUUUAUCCAAAGCAGUUUAUGUCUGAGAGUUGGCAUACAGACUUAACUCACUGUAAGUUCAUCUGAGCUCUUCUUGCAGAAGAGUUCCUUAAAAAUGAAGUUGUUGAAUUAAGAUAUUUUAUCAAUGUUUGAAUUACGUUUAAAUGUUAUAAAUAGGAAGUUGAAAUGUAUGCUGGUUGUCUGUAUCGAGUAAAUGCUUUCUGGAGGUCGGACAACAGAAGGCGAGUGAAGCUUUCUUGCAAUAUCAGUUUCACUGUAUUUCUGGUCUGCAGCUGUUAUGAACAUCCAUCACGCUAUAGAUCUUAAUGUGGUUUUGUAGAACACAAAGCGUUUUUUGUUGAUGUUUAUCUUAAUUUAGAAUUCUGCUAACCUUUACAUAUUCUGAGGAAAUGUUUUCCAUGCCACCUCCGUGUUAUUUAAAUAUUCUGCAAGUUCCUCAUAGGAACUUGCUGCCUGUUGCAUAGGCACGUGUUAGAGUUGUCAUUCAAGUUUACCCAUUUGAGGAAAGGGAAAGAGAAACCACCCAUGUUUAUUUGUGCUCAUGCUGCUUUGUUUUUACACACAGUGAAACAUUCCCUUUUCUUUUAAAAGCAACUGUCAGCAAUGAUUAAGAACAUAAUUUCCCUUUGUGCUUAAAUGAAUAUACUGAGAUCAGUACAAUAUGUUUAAUUGACAGCAAAUCUGUCUUUGAUUAUGUAAGAAAAUUAGUUUUUGGUUUACAAUGAGGAACUUGAAUGGAUAAAAGCAACUAGGGCCAGUUUUUUUUAAUAGCCACAAGUUUCAACAAUAUUUGUGUUAACCUGGUUUUAGUGUGAAAAAUGGUCACUGAGUUUAUCUGUGUGUUUGCAUAUAUUUUAAAGUGUAAUUUGUGAUGCCAAAGCCAUUACUUCUGUCUUCAGUGUCACAUGAUCCUUCAGAAAUCACUCUAAUAUGCUGAUUUGCUGCUCAAGAAACGUUUAUUAUU